UUGUUCUGGUGAUAACGGCGACAAUUCACGAUAACCGGACGUACGUGAUAGCAACCGCACAUGAUUUCUAUACUAUUAUUAUCAUUAUCAAUUUUAAAUUUAAAACAUUGUUAAAUAAUAUAUUAUUAUAUGGUCACGACAUUACAUCGCUGUGCAUAGCCGCGCAACAAACAAUUACUGCGACGACAGACCGUUCGGCGGCCGUAGCGGUGUAACACUAUUGGCCGUAUGACAAUCGGUAGUCAGUACUUCACAGGUUGUACGUCCUUACCAGGGUCCGGUUAUCGAACGUUUUAUUUGACGAGUUACGUUAUUUUGUUUUCAUGAACUCCGCCGAACCCGUUAGAAAUGUCAACUUCGACUUUCAGCAAAUCCGAUGAGUAUGGAUUCGAGCGUCCCGACGAUUUCGAUUACGUCGAGUAUGAAAAAUUCAUGUCUGUUUACCUUACAGUGCUUACAAAAUGUUCUAUGCGGUGGUCACGUCUUUUGGUGACCAAUCCGCAGCUGAAGAGGAACGCUCAACUAAAAAAAAUUGUACGCAAAGGAAUACCGUUAACUCUUAGGGCACAGGCUUGGACUUCUAUCAGUGGUGUGCAGAAGUUAAAGGACAAGUAUGGGCCAAAUUUGUAUAAACGCAUGCUAAACAAACCAAUUAAUGAGGAUAUCAGGAAUAUAAUCACAGUCGAUGUUCCACGAACAUAUCCAGACAACAUUUAUUUUCAUCCAAAUUCUGAAAAUCAAAAGACUUUGUUUAGGAUAUUAUGUGCAUUUGCAGCAUGCAAUCCAGAUGUAGGGUAUUGUCAGGGUUUAAAUUACAUAGCUGGUUUAUUGCUAUUAGUUACUAAAAAUGAAGAAACUUGUUUUUGGUUACUGAGAGUAUUAGUGGAGAAUAAACUACCAGACUAUUAUUCUAAGACAAUGGAUGGUGUCAUUGUUGAUAUUGAAGUUUUUUCACGCUUAGUAAAAAAAAAAUUUCCUGAAGUGUCUCAACAUAUGAAUGAUUUAGAAAUGCCAUGGGCACUAAUCGCUACUAAAUGGUUUAUUUGUCUUUUUUCUGAGGUUUUACCAAUUGAGACAACUUUGAGAGUUUGGGAUUGUUUAUUUUAUGAAGGAUCUAAGGUUAUAUUUAGAGUUGGUUUGAUGUUGGUGAAAUAUUAUAAAAAAGAAUUAUUGGAAUGUGAAGACAUUAUAUCAUUGGCAGAAUGUUUUAAGUCAAUCAUUCAACGGCCAUUUCCUUUAAAUUGCCAUAUAUUCAUUAAACAAAUGUUUUCAGACAUUGGAUCUUUACCCAUGUCGAUGAUUAAUGAUCUACGUAGACAAGUAUCUGCUGAACGUAAUGCUGAUAAAUCUACUUAUAAAAAUAGAAAAGGCUGAAAUUGUAUAGCUACUAGCUAUUAAUUAUAAAAGUUUAUGAAAUGUUUGUACAGAUGAUAAAUUCUAGUCAUAUUGUAUUUUUAUGUUGUAACAUGUGGCCUAUAUUUAAUUUUUUAAAGUCAAAGUUUUCAAUAAACUAUUAUUCUAUUAAAAUUUAUCAUUUUUAAAGUAUUAUAAUAAAUUUUAAGUAGCUAUACUCUGUAUUUGUAUAUAUCAUAAA
Aphis gossypii (cotton aphid) is the source of this 1594-nucleotide messenger RNA. Its product is annotated as growth hormone-regulated TBC protein 1. Bases 349 to 1374 code for a protein of 341 amino acids. The transcript has 7 exons. Lineage: Eukaryota; Metazoa; Arthropoda; Insecta; Hemiptera; Aphididae. The record is from RefSeq and is a predicted model, not a curated record.